This is a messenger RNA of Lactuca sativa (garden lettuce), 1624 nucleotides long. RefSeq names its product F-box/FBD/LRR-repeat protein At1g13570. The record is from RefSeq and is a predicted model, not a curated record. Lineage: Eukaryota; Viridiplantae; Streptophyta; Magnoliopsida; Asterales; Asteraceae. Gene Ontology annotation, molecular function: protein binding.
UUUCCUAAAUCAAAAAUAAAUUUUAUCAAAGAAAACCUAAAUGGAACGGAGAUCGGAUACGUAUUACCAAUUUCAGAGAAAACCAGAGGGUGGAGAGUAGUCGAUCGGAAGGAAAGAGAGCAUUUGGGUGUUUCGGGGUUUCUAGCCGGCAACCACAAACGCAAAGUAUAGAAGAGAAGAUCGAGGUUGGAGAUAGAUAGAGAAAGAUAUAUCGAGAAGAGGGAGACCAUAGGAGCAGUGGCUGGAGGCAGUGCCUUAUUCUGUGGACCGAAAUUCAAGCCUUGUGAAGUAUCCAGCCUUAAUGUUAAGAGAUGAAAGAUCAUCAACGCCAAAGUUCGGAUAGAAUCAGCAGUCUCCCUGAUGAUAUAAUUGAAAAAAUUCUGACUUUUAUACCAAUCAGAGAUGCAUUGAGGACAAGCGUUUUGUCAAAAAGAUGUAGGUACUGCUGGACAGGCAUGCAAAAACUUGUAUUUGAUGACAGGCUCAUUAAUGUAUCAUCUGAUAUGGGAGUAGUCAAAAAAUAUAAGCUUGUGAUUACCAUAUUCCAUGUUUUGUUGCUACACAAGGGUCCGAUAUCGGAACUCUAUAUUCAUAUCUCUGAUGAAGAAAUUGUUAAUGAGAUUGACCAGAUAAUACUUCAUCUUUCACGGAGCAAGAAUAUCAAGAAAUUCAUUUUUGAAGUUUAUCGAUAUGAUGGAUAUUACAAGUUACCGUGUUCAUUCUUUUCAUUACAUGGAUUAGAACACCUAUCUCUCAAAUAUUGUGUAAUUGAGAUCCCAUCAAUGUUUAAUGGAUUUAGUAUGUUGAAGAGCCUGAUAUUUGUCGAGGUUGACAUCAAUGCCACUAUGCUUCAGCGAUUCCUUAUCAGUUGCCCACUACUUGAGGAAUUUACAUGGAUUGGACGUUAUGUUACAGACUUUAUAGGAGACAACAAGUGUACAUUUGUUGACUUGUUUAAGUGUUUACCUUCAGUUCAAGCUGUGAACAUCUCUAGGUUUUAUAACAAGGACUUCUAUGCAGGUGUUAUGUCACAAAAGCUCCACACUCCACUAGUCUACUUGAGGAUACUUGUUCUUCAAGUAUGUUUUGGUAAACAAGAUGAGAUUUCAUCCACUCUCUGUGUGAUCAACAGCUCCCCAAAUUUGGAGAAGAUUAAAUUUAAGAUGCUUCGCUAUGUUGGACAAACUUUCAAUACGAGUUUUCUUGAUCCUCAAGACUAUUCGGGGCUCAACUUGGAUCAUCUUAGAGAACUGGAGAUUACAAAUUUCCAUAACUAUGCUCCUGAAAUGGAGUUUGUGAAGCUCAUCAUGGCUAAGUCGCCUCUGCUUAAGAAAGCACGAAUAGAGCUUGAUAAUUCUAUUUCUGUUGAUAUAGAAGUUAAGAUGUUACAAGAUUUGGUACUACAGCCAUUUCCACGUGCAUCAACAUCAGCCAAGUUCAUUAUCGAACGCCCUAAAAAAUUACCUGUGAAGGCAAAUUAAGUCUUUAGUGAUGUCAGUUGAAUUGUUAAAAUAUAAGGAUUGUUAAAGCACAAUGCCGUUAUUGUCUAUUUUGAAUUUGUUUAGAUGUCUUUUAGGAUUGAUUAUGAAUACUAUGACAAGUGCUACGUACGUACUUUCUACUC